AUGCAUUUCCACGACAACGAUGGUCAUGUCGGCUGUUAUGUCCCCGGCGGAACCGGCGAAGGAUCACCGAGGAUUUCCAACGCAGCACCUUUACCUGUGGUCAAAGUGGUAGAGUACGAUCCCUCAUGGCCCUCAAAGUUCCAGGAAAUAUCGCAGAAGCUGGAGCAUUAUCUUUCCAUUUCAGGAGUGGAGUACACCUCCAUCGAACAUGUCGGCAGCACCGCCGUACCUGGGCUUGCGGCAAAACCCAACAUCGACAUUAUAAUCGAAGUACCCAAUGCCGAGCAGGCUGCCAAGGCGAAGGAGGCCCUCAUACAUGAGCCAUCUCCUGAAGAGCACUACAAAUGUUGGGGAGAUGGUGGGAUCAAAGGCAGGAUCAGCAUGAAGCUUCAUAAUCGCAAUGAAUUGCCAGAUCAGAGCGUUUACAUUAUCAACCAGGAGGAUCCCGAAGGCAGACUGGUUGUGCAGUGUCACCGCGCUCUCCGUGAUACCCUCAGAUUGCCACAGCACGAAGCACUCAGAGCGGAGUACGGCCGACUGAAAGUUCACCUUGCCACGUCAAGCAUCGAUGGAGUUGAUUACGGGCAGAAGAAGAAUCCACUGAUUCGAAGAAUUCUGCAAACAGCUGGUUGGGCCGAUGAGGAAAUCGACAAGAAGGAAGCGCUCGACUACCGAAUCCCGGGGGAUGAUGACCUACCCUACUGA
Messenger RNA from Exophiala spinifera, 705 nucleotides. RefSeq lists its product as uncharacterized. NCBI's taxonomy places the organism in Eukaryota, Fungi, Ascomycota, Eurotiomycetes, Chaetothyriales, Herpotrichiellaceae. The transcript has a single exon. Bases 1 to 705 code for a protein of 234 amino acids. The record is from RefSeq and is a predicted model, not a curated record.